Molecule: messenger RNA, 489 nt
Organism: Iphiclides podalirius (scarce swallowtail)
Lineage: Eukaryota; Metazoa; Arthropoda; Insecta; Lepidoptera; Papilionidae
Source: the annotation of a GenBank genome assembly
AUGGUCAAUUUAGCUGACGCUUUUAUGAUUAACACGGUGACUGAGGGAGCUAUGAAUGUCUUACGCCAGAUCGGAAUUUUCAAGACAAAAACUGAAAUUUCACAACCAGUGCCAAUAAUUAUAAAGAUGCCACUCUGGGAGUUAGCUCAAGCGGCAGGGCCGUUUGUAAGGCUUGCAGGCCUGAGUGGAGCUGUGGCUGUAGUCCUUGGCGCUAUGGGAGCCCAUCGAACUUUUCCAGAAACUGAGGGCAAAGAAGAUUUAAGAAAGAUAUUUGAAACCGCCAAUAGAUUCCACUUUCUUCAUACUUUAGCUUUGAUGACUGUACCACUUUGCAGAAGACCAUACAUUGCAGGUGGAUUUUUCAUUGCUGGAAUGGGUCUAUUCUGUGGUACUUGCUAUUACCAUACUUUCACUGGUGACCGAAGCUUCCGACGCCUAACACCAAUAGGAGGUUCCUGCCUAAUAUUAGGUUGGCUUGCAAUGAUGCUG